UCAUGUGGCAUUCCAUUUGAAUUGCAUAUUGCGGUCACGCUGAUUAUCAUUUGUUUUAAUUUAUAACUCGGAUCGUUUAUAAUUUUAUUAUUUUCUCGAUAUAUUGUACAAUACGAACAUUCACAAUGCAAUGCAAAAAUAGUGUUGAGCUAUCAAAGACGCCAGCGGAGAUACUGCAUCAAUACGUAGAAUGCAUCAACGAUGGCGAUGUGAAAAGAACUGUGACCGAAGACUGCAUACUCAAUUUAUUUGCGCGCAGCGUGCAGGGCGGCGAUGCUGUCGCCCGAUUUCUGCGCAUCCAGCUCUCUGGACGCUACAAUCACACAGAUUUCGGCAUCCCCAGUUGCUGUGCGAUAUCGCAGCAGGAGCUGCUCACAGAACGCUACGCGCGUCGUUUUGAGCGACAUUGGCGGCGGAAGCGAGCAGCGGAGGAGCCUCGAGUUGACAGCGAUGAUGAUGUAGAGGAUGCGAAUGAUGAUCAGAGCCCAAACAAACGGCAAGUGACGCCACCGCGGUCCUCCAAAGUCACAACAAAAUUGCAAUAUAUCGAAGCCAAUGGUGUUCUUAAGACACUGCGGGACAACGCUGACGACAGCGAUGGCGGUCUAGAUUUUGGUGACUGUCGUCAGGUGCGAUUGGUGCUAGGAUUUCGUCACACUUCGGCGCCUCAAGUCUGCCUGAUUGUUUACGAGAAGCUGCAAGCGCGGUCAUCCCGUCUGCCUAUUGAACUGCAGCGUUCGCGGAACCAUCGCAACGUUCAUACCGAUGACGAGGGAGAAACGCCUGCUCCGUUAAACGUGCGGCGCACUCUUUUUGGCUCAGGCAACGACGAUGGCGACGAAGAUCCGGUUAUAUUGGCAGUUGAGGUAUCGCCCAAGCCUCGUCCUUUGAGCCGGAAGCGUCCACAUGCUAGGGACGAGCAGCAACAGAAGGCAACCAAAAAUCCCACUACUGUGUUCAACAGUAUGCGUUUCUAGGAUCAUUUUGGUUACCUAAACUGUUCAUGUUAGCACAAUUUUCAUUCAUCCCACUAAUAUAAUAGUUAAGAUCAUCAUACACACACACACAUACAUAUAUAAAUACAUAGCGCGUAUUUAUGUGUUGGUGAGAAGACUGAUUGAUGUAUUAUUUAAUCCCAGUUAAAAUUUUAUAUUUGUACGAAUCACAAUUUGUAUGGAACAUAUGUAAUAUUUGUACAUAAGUGUUAUAAUAAAAAAUUCUGAAACUUAAAA
Molecule: messenger RNA, 1232 nt
Organism: Drosophila albomicans
Lineage: Eukaryota; Metazoa; Arthropoda; Insecta; Diptera; Drosophilidae
Product: cell cycle negative regulator roughex
Exons: 2
Coding region: 126-977 (283 amino acids)
Source: RefSeq, a predicted model, not a curated record